This is a messenger RNA of Heterostelium album PN500, 2121 nucleotides long. It is a transcript of the gene bzpP, whose product is annotated as putative basic-leucine zipper transcription factor. The record is from RefSeq and is a predicted model, not a curated record. Lineage: Eukaryota; Evosea; Eumycetozoa; Acytosteliales; Acytosteliaceae. The coding region runs from base 1 to 2121 and encodes 706 amino acids. Gene Ontology annotation, cellular component: nucleus. Gene Ontology annotation, biological process: regulation of transcription by RNA polymerase II. The transcript has 3 exons. Gene Ontology annotation, molecular function: DNA-binding transcription factor activity; transcription cis-regulatory region binding.
AUGGAUAAUCAAUUCAUUUUACAUCACAACAAUAAUAUUAAUAAUAAUAAUAAUUCUAAUAAUAUUACAGAAAUCAAUAAUAAUAAUAAUAUUUAUAGUAAUCAAGAAUAUAGUGCUAAUAAAUCACCUUUAAAUAUACCAACAGGAGUUAACUCUCAAACAAUGUCAUCUUUUGAUAGUUAUUCAAUUGGCAACGGUGGAAACAGCAACAGUAAUAGCUGGGUUGAUAAUAACCCUUUUUUCGAUUCGAGUUCACUCACCAAUGGAAACGGUCUCACACAGCAACAGGUAGUUAAAAUGAAGCAACCACCACAGCCAAAUGAAAGCAGCAAUAGUAACAGUGGUAGCAACACUCCACCUUCUUCCUCAAAUUCAUUUUCAUCACCAUCAUCACCAAACGACGGAAAGGAUGAACUUUCUUCAUCAUCGAUUCUUAGAGAAGACGAUCUGAGAGAUUACAGUAGUCACAAAAAAGAAAAGAAAGAGAAAGAUAAAGAGAAAGAAUCAAAGACAGAGAAACAAAAAGCAAGAAGGACCAACCAGAAUAUUGCAAGUAGAAAUUAUAGACAAAGAAAGAAGGUUUAUAUUAAAGAAAUGGAAGAUAGAAUCAAUCAAUUAACACUUGAAAAUGACUCAUUAAAGAAAGAUCUUAGUAAGAUUGGAAAUAAUCCAAUUGAAUUAUUGAGAUUCCCACAAGAGAUGGUUUAUUUAAUGACACAAAUCAGAAAGAUUGUUAUUCAACUCGAUCAAUCGUUGCGCAACGGUGAACCAGAUCAAGUUGUUAGAACCAUAUUAAAUCACUGGCAUACUUCAAUGGAUCAAGCAUCUGCACUCAAUGAAAAGGAAAUAGAAAGAUUUGUUCAUCCAUACACCCAAGUUAAACUUACACUUUUGGGAUAUAAGCCAUUCAGUAAUCCAUGGACAGAUUUCGUUAUGAAUGCUAGUCAUCUUCAGUGGUGGCCCAGAUAUACAGAAAAGGCAGAGCUGACUUUGGAGCAAAACGAACAGAUAACACAUUUGUGGGGACGUUUCUCUGAGGAGGAAGCUAUUUUGCGCAAGGAAAUGGCAGAGCUCGACGAAAAGAUUAAAAAGUUCUACAUGUCCAAGGUUAUCAUCCUUCCAGACUGCGAACGUUUAAAUAUUUUAGCACAAUCGAAUAUUCCAGUGGACGACAAUGUCGAUGGCGAAGCCGCAGAGAUUGGUGACAUUUUGGAAUUCACAUUCAAUUUGGAGCGUUUGAAACAAAAGUUUAUCAAAGUCAGUCGUUUAAUGUGGGACACAUCGAAGCAAAUGGGUAAAUUCCUGUCGACACGUCAAGAGGCAAUUCUCUUGGUAUUGGUACACUCCAACACAAAGUAUAUUCACGCAAACAUGGAAAUGGCAAACAAUCUGUGGAAUCAACUCAACCAGUCCAACUACCGUCAACUCCAAAAGACAAGUUCCUCAAGCAGUAGCAGCUCUUCCAGUAACAACACCAGUUCUUCACUAUCUUCACUUUCCAUUAGCAACAAUAACAACAACAGUAAUAAUACAAGUCCAAUCAACAGUCUAAAUAUUUUGCAAUCGCCACCACAACUCUCACCACCUAGCAACAUCAUGUUAAACAAAACAACAACUACCACUACCACAACAACAACUACACUUCCAACAAUUGUUAAAUCUCCACCUCAACAACCACAGCAGCAACAACCACAACCACAACAACAACAGCAGCAACAGGCUAAUGAUGCUAUGCUUCACUACCAUUCCAAUUCUAAUUUAUCAAUGUUUUCACCACAUCAAUCAUUCCGCAUGCAACCAAACACCUUUGUCAACACUGUGAUGACAAAUAACUUGCCAAACCCAACAACUUCACCAAUCAUUUUAGCAAACAAUCCAAAUACCGAUUACUCUCAAUUCCAAUCGCCAAUUACCGACUUGUUUUCACCAACCAACCAUAGUAUACAAUUACCACAACAAUUACAACAACAACAACAACAACAACAACAAUCAAACAAUACAAAUACACGCUACACAAAUCAACAACCACAACAACAACAACAACCACAACAGCAACAGCAACAACAACAACAACAAUCGGAGCCAUCAUAUCAGUUCCAUUAUUAUCAGCCCAUCCAAUAA